AUGACUAUUUUACCCACGUAUAUACAAGGGGCAUAUGGGAAUGUUUCAUCGGAUUCAAGUGAUGUGGAUUUUUCUGAUUCUGAAGGGCCAAAAAAACGGAAGAAUACUAAUGAUAAGGCCAAAAUCAUGUUAAUUAAAAUUGAUGAAUGUUUUCCUCCUGGUGAUGAAGGGUGGCUUUGCCCUGCUUGUGAUUGCAAGGUUGAUUGUGUUGACUUGUUAAAUGAUUCCAUGGGGACAGAUUUGUCCAUCAACGAUACCUGGGAGAAGGUGUUUCCUGAAACUGCAGUGUUUGGGGAUAACUUAAAUGACAUUUCAGGGCUUCCCUUUGAUGAUUCUGAAGAUAACGAUUAUAACCCUAAUGCUCCACAGGUAGCAGAAGGUGAGGUGGAUGUAGAGGAUCCAAACUCUAAUGAGUCUGAUGACUCUGCUUCUAUAACAUGCGUACCCACUGCUAUAACUCAUAGCCUCGUUCCAUUACACAAUAAUGGCAAGAAUGAAGUGACAUCAUCUGAAGUUGUUAAAGAGUCUGUAGUAUCUGAAAAAUAUGAAGAAAUCUUGAAAACAAAUAUGGAAAAUGAUGAUUCUACCCCUAUAACUGCAAGGAGACAUGUUCAGAGAUUGGACUACAAAAAGUUGCAUGAUGUUGAACUAUUUCACAAAAUCUUUAAGCUUUGUGGUUCGCCACCAGAAGAGUACUGGAAAAAGUCAAAGCUUCCUCAUGCCGCCAUGUUUAAACCACAACAUCCGUAUGAAAGUUGUUUACUUGAAACUUUCAAAGAGUUGCCUAAAUGUGUUGUAGAUCUAAUCCAAACAUUGUUGUCUGUGGAGCCAUAUAAGCGUGAGACUGCUUAG
This is a messenger RNA of Lactuca saligna, 852 nucleotides long. NCBI's taxonomy places the organism in Eukaryota, Viridiplantae, Streptophyta, Magnoliopsida, Asterales, Asteraceae. The record is from the annotation of a GenBank genome assembly.